Messenger RNA from Oryctolagus cuniculus (rabbit), 4960 nucleotides. It is a transcript of the gene PPM1M, whose product is annotated as protein phosphatase, Mg2+/Mn2+ dependent 1M. Gene Ontology annotation, cellular component: mitochondrion. NCBI's taxonomy places the organism in Eukaryota, Metazoa, Chordata, Mammalia, Lagomorpha, Leporidae. The record is from RefSeq and is a predicted model, not a curated record. Gene Ontology annotation, biological process: protein dephosphorylation. Gene Ontology annotation, molecular function: [pyruvate dehydrogenase (acetyl-transferring)]-phosphatase activity.
GCCCCCGGCCCGCUUCCUCCUCCUCCCAGGGGCGGCUGGCGGCCGGCGGUGUCCGGCCCAGCCCCGGCCCCGCGCUGCGCGGGCAGCCCCCUGCCGCCGCGCCAUGUCCGCCGGCUGGUUCCGGCGCCGCUUCCUGCCGGGGGAUCCGCUCCCCGCGCCGCGGCCGCCUGGGCCCCGCGCCAGCCCCGUGCCCUACCGGCGGCCUCGCUUCCUGCGAGGCUCGGGCUCCGCCGCGGCCGACGCCUCGCGCCGCACCGACGCCCGGCCCGUACGCUGCCCGGCGCGGGGCCGCACGCUGCCCUGGAACGCAGGCUACGCCGAGAUCAUCAACGCAGAGAAGUCGGAGUUCAAUGAGGAUCAGGCCGCCUGUGGGAAGCUGUGCAUCAGGCGGUGUGAGUUUGGGGCUGAAGAGGACCGGGAGUGGCUGAGCCUGUGCCCAGAGGAGUUCCUGACGGGUCACUACUGGGCACUCUUUGAUGGGCACGGUGGCCCAGCUGCAGCCAUCCUGGCUGCCAACACCCUGCACUCGUGCCUGCGCCGGCAGCUGGAGGCCGUGGUAGAAGGCAUAGUGGCCACUCAGCCCCCUAUGCACCUCAGUGGCCGCUGCAUCUGCCCCAGUGACCCCCAGUUUGUGGAGGAAAAGGACAUCAAGGCCGAAGACUUGGUGGUCGGGGCCCUGGAGAGCGCCUUCCAGGAGUGUGAUGAGGUGAUUGGGCGAGAGCUGGAGGCCUCAGGCCAGGAGGGUGGCUGCACAGCGCUGGUGGCUGUGUCCCUGCAGGGCAAGUUGUAUGUGGCCAAUGCUGGGGACAGCAGGGCCAUCUUGGUGCGGCGAGAUGAGGUUCGGCCACUGAGCUCCGAGUUCACUCCGGAGACUGAGCGGCAGCGGAUCCAGCAGCUGGCCUUUGUCUGCCCUGAGCUUCUGGCGGGUGAGUUCACCAGACUGGAGUUCCCUCGGCGACUGAAAGGGGAUGACUUGGGGCAGAAGGUUUUGUUCCGGGAUCACCACAUGAGCGGCUGGAGCUACAAACGCGUGGAGAAGGCGGAUCUCAAGUACCCACUGAUCCACGGACAGGGUAGGCAGGCUCGGUUACUGGGCACGCUGGCUGUCUCCCGGGGCCUAGGAGACCAUCAGCUCAGAGUCCUGGACACGAACAUCCACCUCAAGCCCUUCUUGCUCUCCGUCCCACAGGUAACUGUGCUGAAUAUGGACCAGCUGGAGCUACAGGAGGAGGAUGUGAUUGUCAUGGCAACUGAUGGGCUCUGGGAUGUCCUGUCUAAUGAGCAGGUGGCACGGCUGGUGAGGAGCUUCCUUCCUGGAAACCAUGAAGACCCACACAGGUUUUCGGAGCUGGCCCAAAUGCUGAUACACAGUACACAGGGGAAGGAGGACAGUCCCACAGGACAAAGGCAGGUGUCCUACGAUGACGUCUCCGUGUUCGUGAUCCCCUUGCAUAGCAAUGACCAAAGAGGCAGUGGCCGCUGAGAAUUCAGACCCUGCGACCCAGAACCAUUCCACAGCCAGGUGCAGUCUGGGCAUCCCUCCACCGUGGCCAAGAGCAGACCUGUCUGCCCUGCCGUACCAUAGCUCUGCAUCCUUGCCUUCCACCCCAAUUCAUACUGAUUUCAAGGGGAAAUAUUUAUACCAGGUGUCAGGGCUGGCAGGGUACACAGAGCCCAGCCCACCAGGCUGCGCUUUUGCAGUAACACCCCUCUGGCCAGGGUACUUUACAACUUAGGAGAAACCCGUGCAAAUCUCCUUAAAACAGGAUUCUCCACAGCCCAAGGUAGGAUUCUCAGAUACGGAAGCCUGGAUUCGGGUUAUUAGCCUGAGAUGCAAAGAGGGGCAGCCCAUUUGGAUUCAGGUCUCCAUGCCACAAAUACCAAGGCAUCCAUUCAACCCGAGGACCACACAGGGUGUCUUGGGGAAAUCUUUGGGGACAAUCUCUCAUCUGCUGCGACAGCCAUUGUGAAAGACAGCCCCUGAGACCAGCUCAGGUCCUGCCCUGCCAUCCUCUGCCACCAGAGGCAGGGCAGAGGCACUGGGGACAGCAAAUAGGGACGAGAGGAGUUCCCAGAGCUUGUUGGUAGGGGAGUGCAAUCUGGUCACUUGACUGGCUGCUUGUCCCUGGCCCCAGCAGUCUGAUGCCCAGCCAUGCCUCUGCUUUGUUGCUCCCAAUUAUUAAAUAUUUGUACACAGAAGAGCCCUUGUGAGUGGUGAGUUGAUGUACAGCUUGGAUCAAGAACACCUUUGCCGUUUAUUACCUUCCAGUGGGUUACUCUGAGGUCUACCUUGCAAGUGUGCACAUGGUCAGGACUCGACUCCAGUCUCCCUGGUUCUUAGCUCUGAUGAGCCCAAAGAAUGGAAAUGAGCUCUCUACUUAUCAUAGCUGCGUUUUCAAUUGCUUAAGUAUCUAUAAAGCUUGAUUUAAUGGGAAACACAUUAGUUGGGGCCCUAUAGUCUGGCAGGUCUGUUCAUCAUCUCUGACUUCGAAGGCUCAGGUAUCCAGGAAGCCUUCAAGACUUCAGUUUAUCUGAUUCUUCCCAGAUGCAGCCCCUAGCUUAGUUUACAAUUAAGGCAGUUCCCAGCCCUGGACUACAGCAGGGCAGAAGAGCCAAUAGAGCACAUGGUGAAACUUGUAGACUUAAUUCCUCUGAGAGGCUCUCAGAUGCCCCUUCUGGCCCAUUAACUCAUUUUCAAUUUCACUUCCUAUACAUAUCUCCAGGGAGAUAAGGAAAAGUACAUCAAACAUUUCCUGGUUUUCAUGAGGCUGGAAUCCACAGUCCAGGACCUCUAGGCCUGAACGUGUCCCGACCUGGGCCCUGAUGAAUGGCACUUGAAGUUCGGGCCAGCCUCAGGACUCCUGCAGUCAGGCAGCAAAUGCAGGAGUGCCGCCCCACCAGCUCGCAGUUUUACUUCCUCCUGCCUCAGCACAGCCAGCCCUGCUCCCCAGAAAGAGAAAGUGUGGGCAGCACCCUGCGCCUGCCUCUUACCCACGUCAGCUGUUGAGCCAGCCUAACGCCUGCUUUUCCUCCUCACACAAUGCUGAAGCCAGGAGUAGGUGUAGUGGGUCUUUGAAUUGCAAGCAGGCUAAAGAGAGCCGAAGUGGCUGCUGCAAGGGCAUUCAUGCUGAUAUUUUUUCAGGCCUCCCGGCAGGACCAAAACCUACAAACCACCCCUCACCCUCUAGGCCAGAAGGCAGUCUGUAUCAAAUGAGCCUAUGCCUAGCCUACCAUACCAAAGCCAGGAUGUUCCCUCUGCUAAGUAUGAGUCACUGGCCAACCUACAAUGACCAAGGGCAGUUUUUCCUGGUUUAGUGAGGGCCGGAGAGGCAGGAAGUAGGUCCUGCAGUUCUGAUGCUGAGCAAGAGCCAUGGACUCAGUAACUACCAACUCUCACCAACGGCUUACCAAGCCAUCGGCUAGCCUUUUUACCAGACCUGCAGGAGUGCAGGAGUCCCAAGUAAGAGGACUAUCCUUGCCCUAAAGAAGGUAAGGCCUAGCAGGACAAAACUCACUCCAGUUAAUUUGAUCAAGGGUUGAGGUCAACAGGGCGAAACAGGCAGACCAAGGUAUGUGCCCAGGUAUAGAUUUUGAAGAUCAAGAUAGUCUCAGGCUUGCCUUCCACUCAUCACUUGUGGACCUACGGCUAUUGAUGACAGUCUGGGGUUAUAAGCUGAGUCUAGGGCUUCCUCCUUCCGGCCCACUGGACUUAGUCAUCAUGAUGCAGUCAGGGACAGUCCCUGGAACCCAGCAAUCCAUUCUCACAGCAUUCCAGCCCCAUAUGAGACAGGAGAACUAAUGGGAGACAAGCCACCCCAACCUCAACUCUGGGAACCAGGCACACAAUGCUACAGAAACUCGAUGGGAGAGGCUACAACCACAAAACUAUUUAAGACUGGUAACAUGGAAAAAAAAUGUUUAUAUGUUAAGUACAAAAGGGACAUAAAAUUGUAUGUACAGCAGAUAACAACUAUGUAAACACACAAAAAUCUAUGCACAGAAAUAUCUAGAGGAACAUUUAACACCAAAAGAUUAACAUUGGUAGUAUUUGGGAGGCAAAGUGAUUCCCAAAUUUUCCUUAAUAAGCAAUAAUUACAAUUGCAAGGGGGAAUAAUUUUUAAAAAUACUCGACUGGCUGGUGGUUGAGUAGUGCAGUGUCGCUGUCACAUACAAAUCAAUGCUUUGGCCCUGACUCUUAAAGAGGCUGGCAAGCAGCCCCUCCUUACCAAGGAAAGCUUGAGCACCUCGGACUCCCACUGAGAGCACCCCUACGGCCCCAGGCCUCAGCCCCUCUCCUCCCCUGUUACACCUUACCCAGCUUUAUCUUUUCUGCACCUCCACGGCCCAGACACACUUUGAAGUUUGGACACACAGGAACUCCUACACAGUUGUUUUCCUCUGCUGGGUAAGUCGUGCUUGGUGGCUACUCUGGUGGCACACGUGGAAGUUAUAUGGCCUUUCUUGUCAACUCAGUUUCUCUGAACGGUUAUUCCUAGCAUGAAUUUUCUACCCUGAAAAGCCACAGGUGGGCAGUCAUCAGCUGAGAUUAUGUGGUUUCUCAAAGUCCCUCCCUCCACUCUGGGAAGGCAGAGCUACACAGUGGGUGGCACUGUGGCAGCUGCUGAUUCCAGUCUACAUUUAGGAAAGGUGUAUGCCUCUUGCCCUUUCAGUCUAGGGAACAACUCAAAAAGUAAUUGCUUUAAAAAAAAAAAAAAAGUGCUAGCAAUUCACAGCCUAUCCCCGCUGCUCAAUAAAAGCAGAGAUGGCUUUGUUUACCCCCUAGCAGCCAAUAGUCCCUUGGGCAAGUCAGAGUCUUGUUGAAUCUCAGUUUCUGGAUCUACAGGAACUGCUGCCUACAUACACAUAUUUGGUUGGAACAGUGAAAAAGCAUACCUUGCUUCGCUCUAAGAAGGUCAUGCAAGAAAAAAAAAAGGAUAGGCUAGCUGCAGUUCAUUUCAAC